Molecule: messenger RNA, 6995 nt
Organism: Sander lucioperca (pikeperch)
Lineage: Eukaryota; Metazoa; Chordata; Actinopteri; Perciformes; Percidae
Gene: fmn2b
Product: formin 2b
Exons: 20
Coding region: 854-5326 (1490 amino acids)
Biological process (GO): intracellular transport; actin nucleation
Cellular component (GO): endoplasmic reticulum membrane; nucleus; actin filament
Molecular function (GO): microtubule binding
Source: RefSeq, a predicted model, not a curated record
AAGAUCUAUGAACAAUAAGUGUUAUACACCUGAACGCCUUGUUGAAUAACUGUUUUGGUAAUUAAACAAAUGUCUCAGCAUAUUUUUUAUUAAGACUAAGCAUUAUAACUUGUGUGUGUGUGUUUACUGUUUAACAGAAAAUGAAGGCCAUCUUUACACGAUAACCAGCAUCCUGCAGUGAUGGAGAGCUGCAUAAGCGGUCCCUUUACCGGAGUUGAGCCCACACCCAGCACUGUGGGUAAUGUAGGCAGGAGUCAGGGAAUCAUGGGAAAUGUAGUGAGCAACUGUGUGAUCAGCUGCAGUGACAGACCGUAUGAGAAUGCUCAGCCAAGAGGAGGGUGUACAUUGCAAACCCCCCCCCCCCCCCACCCCCCCAGCAUCAGCACACUGACACAGUCGCCAGCAGCAUCUUUAUUCCUCUCAGGUCUUUUUUUUUUUCUCUCUCCCAUUCUGCCUCCCUGUCAGAGCUCCACCGAGCACGCAGUGCCUGCGUCACUCCUUUCAGCAGAUGGAGGGAAGGAGGAGGAGGGGUAGGGUAAGACAGAGAGAGAAAGGGGAGGAGGAAGAGGGAGCUGUACGUCUCUCCUGUAUCAGCGUCAACAUCACUGCCACGCCAGCCUUCGUCACUAGAAAACAACGAGGAAGAUCGUCGCACAACAGACCUCUAAAAAAACCAUCAGCCACAGCAGCUCCUACUCCUCCUCCACCACCAGACGUGCAUCCACAGAUUAGGCCAAGGCGGUUCUACAUUCCCCAGGCACAGGCAUCUACACGCUCCCCCGGGCAGGAGGAGCUCUCCCAGGCAUGACCUGAGAGGAGAGGCAGGAAGCCAUCGGACGCGCGCUCUAUCAACAUGGGCAACCAGGAGGCUAAGCAAAAGAAAGCUGCAGCAGCAUCCGGUAAUGGAAGCUAUCCUUCACUGGAUGAAGGAUGGAGAGAGGGAGGAGGGGACACCACCAAAAAGGGAGGAAAGAAACUCCAAGGUAAGCAUGGAGGUAAAGGAGCAGGCAGCGGUGGAGGAGGAGGAGGAGGAGGAGGGGGGAUGCAUGGCACAGGACCAGGAAAAAAGAAAAACAAAUCUGAGUCCAAGUCCUCGGUUUUCUCCAUCCGGAAGAGAAAGGGCAACCUGAAAGGGAAAGGAGAUGUGUGUUCGUCAGUAACGGGCUCAAAGGAGGACGUUUUAAUAUCUCAAAAUGACGAACUGGACAACACAAAAACACCCGAAAUGUCUGCAGAUGAGCUCGGACAGUCGGACACUGAGCCUGAGAAGAAAAAUAAACCAGAGCCGAAGAGAAGGGAUGAAGAUGGACGAGAGCAGAAGCAGGAGAUGCAGCGGAAAGCCUCGACAGCAGCAAUGUCUCCCACAGAGGAUGGGAAGCAGAAGGGAGGGAGCUCGGGGUCGGACAUGGAUAUCUACAGCUUCCACUCAGCAGCUGACCACGAGGAUCUACUAGCGGACAUCCAGCUCGCUAUACGGCUCCAGCAGCAACAGCAGCAUGGCGGUGUUAACUCAAUUGUGGAUGCACAGGGAGGGGGCGAAAUGGAUCUGAGUAACGGGACAGUUAAACUAACUCCUGAGGUGCUUGACCUGACUCCAGAAUUAGAACUGGGGUCUGAUGCCCUGUCAUUCCUGGAGACGGGAACUCUGUUGGACUCUGUCAAGCACACGGACCAGCCACCAACACCACAACUCCCCUUCCACACAGAGGUGCACGAGAGGAGGGAGGAGAAGGAGGAUGAGGAGGGGGGGGUGGAGCAUCCGGAUCUAAAUGGGAAGGGGCAGGGGGAGAGAGAAGCCUCUCUUUGUGUAGCCACAGGCACAAAAGACCAGCAUGCUUGUGUGCAGCAGCAGCCCCCUUACACAGCCAUUACCAUGGCUACUGCUGGGGGGGCAGCAGUCAGUCCUGUCACCAUGACAACCGGUGGUAACAGCUUCCCUGAUCUCACAUUUGACAGUGCAGGGAAAACCCCAGGGGGCGAAGAGGAAGCAGGAGGUGAAGGAGAGGAGGAGGAGCCUGGGCUGGAUGUGGAUCUCAGUCCUCCACCCGCAAACAGCCACAACAAAAGUCCCGAACCCACCGAAGGGCUGAGCUCAGGGAACGUGUUUGAAGAAGGUGAGGGUCAGUUGGGCUCGGCUACUAGUGCAGAGUCCCUUGAGGACUGCCUGAGCGCUGAAUCCGAAUCCAACCACUCCGCUGCUGCCAGCACCAGCGCCUCCCAGGGCAGGAGGAGCAGCGUGUGCUUCACAUCGCUGCCUGUCCAGGAGAGCCCCACGUCGGCCAAACGACUCCUCAGGUCCACCCACUCCUCCACCUCAUCUAGCCCUGUGGUGAAACCCUACCCCCCCAUCUUCCCCUACUACAUCAAAACCACCACGAGACAGCUGAGCUCCCCAGGACACUCCCCAUCCCUGUCCCCCUCCCACAGCCCGCUAUCCCCACGCAGAGCCCACCAUCACCUCCACAGGAUGAUGGCUGAGGGUCAUCAAGUCUGCAGGCAGCGCUCUCGAAGUCUCGCUGGGUCUCUGAGUCGCUCGGCUGACUGGACGGAGGAGCUUGAGAGGAGGCUGAGGAGCAGAGAGGAGGAUGGAGUUGGUUCAGGAGAAUAUCUGGGGGGCUACAGAGGAGGAGGCAGCCAGCCCCUCUGUGCCACCAGAAGAUCCUCCUGUGGACAGGUUUCUACCUGCAGCUUUCAGGACGUCUUCGCAGGUCGAACUCUUCUGGAGAAGCUGUCCCUGCAGCAGCAGCAGGAGGAGGAGGAGCCAGAGGAGGUUGAGAGGCUCUGUUCCAGGAUCUUGGCCAUGGGUCUCCUGCUGCCUUUCACUGACUGCUUCAGAGAGCAGCUGGGAGGCAGCACUGCCCACAUCACCUCCACGGCAUCAACCAAGUUUGACCAUGACCAGUUGUACACCUGGGCAGCGGUUAACCAGCCAACUCACUCCAUGGAUCCUCUUGAAGGGAAACUACCAGGGCAGCUGAAGGGCCCCUGGCCUCCAGUCAAGCCAGGCGGAGACAACAGGACUGGACUCAGAUCCACAGAGGCAGAAGACAAUCAAGAACACCAUGCAGCAAUCUUGGGUUUGACACAACAGAAGGAGAGCCAAGAGGAGGAAUGUGUCCUUCCUUCAACCAAACUGAAGGAAAAACACGUCAAUGUCAUCCAACAGCUGGAACAAACCAUAGAAGACCUCAGGACUAAGAUUGCUGAGCUGGAGCGACAGCCCCCUCUGCUGGACAGGGACAGUAUGAAACCCAGCGCCUCCACCACGGACAGGGAGUGUGGAGGCGACGAGGGCUUGCUGAGGGUUGUGUGCGAUGCUCACCUGCAGACGGAAAGUGCUCAUGCUCUGGGCUGCCUGGAGGCCAAGUCGGUGCAGACCUCGCCCAUGGACGGCAGCUUUAAGUUCAAAGUGCCUUGUAGCGAGCUGGGGGGAGGGAACGGCCUCCUGCAGCCUCCACCCAAGCAGGAUGGCUUCCAGUGUUCAUGUCAGCUGCAGCCUCCACCUCCACCUCCACCUCCACCUCCCCUCCCAGGAGGAGCACUACCUCCUCACUCUUUAUCAGGACAGAUUGUGGCACCUCCCCCCCCACCACCUCCUCCUCCGCCGUUACCAGGAGGCUCAAUGCCAGCGCCUCCACCCCCACCUCCAUUACCUCCUGGUUCAGCAGUUCCUCCACCCCCACCUCCACUCCCUGGCGGCCUUGCUCCACCCCCACCCCCACCCCCGCCUCCUCCACUCCCUGGUGGCAUUGCUCCACCCCCACCCCCGCCUCCUCCACUUCCUGGUGGCUUUGCUCCACCCCCUCCUCCUCCAUUACCAGGAUUAGGAGCUCCACCACCUCCUCCUCCACCACCUCCUCCAGGCUGUGGGCCUCCUCCCCCACCUCCUCCUCCACCAGGAGGCCUCGGUCUCCCCCCGGCUCUUCCGGGGGCUCUGGGCUCCCUGCCUCCCCCUCUGCCGCUGGGGCUGUACGCUCUGGGUCUGACCCAGGAGAAGCCCCCCAGGAAGGCUGUGGUGGAGCCACCCAGACCCAUGAAGCCCCUCUACUGGACCAGGAUCCAGCUGAACACCAAAAAGGAGGUGUCUUCUUCGUUGGUGUGGGAGACCAUUGAGGAGCCUGACUUGGACUUUGAGGAGUUUGUGGAGUUGUUCUCCAAAACAGCUGUGAAGGAGAAGAAGAAGCCGCUCUCUGACACGAUCACCAAGUCCAAGGCCAAACAGGUUGUGAAGCUACUAAACAAUAAGCGUUCUCAGGCAGUAGGCAUCCUCAUGUCCUCUCUGCAUCUUGACAUGAAAGAUAUCCAGCAUGCCAUCCUGAACUUGGACAACACAGUAGUUGACCUGGAGACCCUGCAGGCCCUAUUUGAAAAUAGGGCACAACAGGAUGAGCUGGACAAGAUUGAAAAGCACAUCAAGUCCUCAAAAGACAAGGAGAACGCCAAACCUCUGGACAAACCUGAGCAAUUUCUCUACCAGCUCUCCCUGAUCCCAAACUUCUCUGGCAGAGUCUUCUGCAUCCUCUUCCAGUCCAGUUUCUCUGAGUGCAUGUCGUCUAUAAUGAAGAAACUGGACACACUGCAGAGGGUAUGCAAGGCGUUAAAGGACAGUAAGACAGUGAAGCAGGUUCUCGGUCUGGUUCUGGCUUUUGGUAACUUCAUGAAUGGUGGGAACAGAAGCAGAGGCCAAGCUGAUGGCUUCACCCUCGACAUCCUGCCCAAACUUAAAGAUGUCAAGAGCAGCGACAACAUGAAAAGUCUUCUAGCUUACAUUGUCGCAUACUACCUCAGACACUUCGAUGAGGAUGCUGGUAGAGAGACGUGUGUGUAUCCUCUCCCUGAGCCUCACGACCUGUUUCAGGCUUCACAAAUGAAGUUUGAAGACUUUCAGAAAGACCUGACUCGACUCAGGAAGGACCUGAGAGCGUGCACAUCAGAAGUGGAAAAGGUGUGCAAGGUUUCAGACGAGGAUGACCUGCAGCCUUUUAAAGACAAGAUGGAGGACUUCCUCGCACAAGCUAAAGGUGAACUGGAGACCCUGGAAGCUCAACUCAGCAGCACUCACAAACUGUUCCUGGAGCUCACAGUGUUCUUCUCAGUGAAGGCCAAGGCAGGAGAGAAGGAGGCUUCCCCCAACACUUUAUUCUGCAUCUGGCACGAGUUCUCCUCUGACUUCAAGGAACAGUGGAAGAAGGAGAACAAAGUCAUUCUCAAGGAGAGGUUGAAAGCAGCGGAAGAGUCUUUCCGACAGGCCAAGGAGAAGGCUUCCUACAGCGUCAAACCCAAACAUGCCUCAGGCAUCAAAGCCAAGCUUGGCAUGAAGAUUUAACUCAGUGGACUUGGAAGGCUUGUUUUGCCGACUUUGGGCACCAGUAGAGUCACAGACACAAAAAGUAUGAAGAAGACAGAAGAGAAAAAUGAAGGGAUGUGUGUGCAGCUGAGCCAACUCAAGGACAUCUUGUAUCAUUGAUUUAUUUCUUCCAGUUGAAUCGGUUUUAUGUGCUCUGUCAGCUUGAUGCCUUAUGUUGCUCUCCUCUCCAGCUGGUUGAUAACUGAAUCCAACAUAAUCAUGGAUGGAUGCUGUUGCAGGGCCAUCAGGCACCAGGAAUCAUGUGUUGUUGGGAUCGCCACAGCUCAAAAACACUAUAGUAUAUAUAUAGUAUACAUCAGCUGGAAUACUAACAUAUGCCUAUAUGCCUUCAUUUAUAAAAUACCAAAUGUCUCAUAAAUUAAGAUUUUUAGGCAAACAGUUUAACUCAACCCACACCAUAAAUAGCAUCAACAACAGGGGCUUGUAUAAUUAAAAUCUUAAGGGUUAGGGUUAUAAGUUUAACUGUUAAGCAUUCAGAUCCACCAGAUGUGAAAGCUUGUUUGCAGAAGGUUUCUGUGACCGUAGCUUGAGAACAAUAGAGGUACCAGCAAAAGAGUCAGGAGGAUGUGAGGCUGCAAGGCGAAACUCAACCGGUAGAGGAACAGUGUUAAUCUGCAGUUAGUCUGGAUCGAUGGAAGUACAUUUCCAGGAUAAAGCCUGACAUCUGGUGUGUGGCUCACCAGCAGGAUGUCCGCUCUCUGUGUGUUGCUGUUCUCAAAAUCCCUUCGCUACAGGAAACAACAACAACUUCGAGCUAGCAAGCUACACGCUGAAAAUGGUUUUGAUGAGAAUUUGGACUGUGCAACAAGGGAGACCUGCUUGGUUCUUUCGGGGAAUGAUUUUAAAGAUUUACAAAGAAUAUGUUUACUGCAUUUAUUCUAAUGCCUAACUGGGACGUUUUGGGACCGAUUGGUGGGAUUGCUGUGGACGAAGUACACACAGAGAUACACUGAUAAGAGCUAAUGAGGUUUAACCAUGUAUCCAGCUAAUUUAAAUAGCUCACGUUACUAUAUUGUGUCAGCAGCUAACGUCAUUUAAUAUUGUAUGUGGCGUUUUCUUUUGCGGGGUGCAAAUGUUCCACCAAAUAAAGUUCCUUCACAAGACCAUUUUUGCAUUUUCGCAGAGCCACCGUCGCUGCGUGUGGAGCUUAGCGCCGCCCAAGAUAAUUGUGAUUGGGUUAAAGAGAAGCAAACAACCCAGAGAGUUUUUUUUCUCCUGUCCCAGAAUGCAUCUGUGGUGUAGCCAGACCUUCCUCCACAGUGCUGUGGAGAUAGAGCUAGACUAAUCUGCAGUAACGCUGACAGAUCUAGCCGGGGGCGACAACUAUGCACUCAGAUGUGUCAUUUAAUCACAUUUAUGUUUAAUUAAGACAAUACACAUUUGAUUUACUUUUCUACACAACGUACAUUCACCAUCUUUGUUACAUAAACAUCAGCAUGCAACAUUGAAUUUGAUGGUUCAUUCUUGACCUUGGAAACAAAGCAGUUGACAACACAAAAUCUCAACAUGGGCCAGAGAAAAGUGGCCAUUUGUAAAGCACUUUAUGUUUUUGCUCAUAAUUCCUCAACUGUGAGGCGUACAAGCAAAAUAUUUUUUCUUGAUUUGUUGGUUCCAGAUUACAUGUUUU